AAAAUCUAGUGAUUACUUUACAAAAAGAGCAAUAGAAAAAUUGUUUCCCAGAACUUCUAAAUUCCUUUUCUAAUCUAGAUUGUUUUCUGAAGUCAUACUUUAAAUAGUUCAAAAACCCACCAACAGUCAAAAUUUUAACAGCCAAUUUAUAGUCUUUAUUAGCCUAGAGUUUUUUUGGGCCAAAAUGCAUCAUGUAAUUGGAAUUAAAUCCUCUCAUCAAAAAUCUAUUACAUUAAUACUUACCCCGCAACAUCAGCUUUGAGAAGUUACAACUAGAAUAAAACUGAGAUCUUGUUGCCUUUUUUUUGGUCAAGGUCUUAUUAAAAGCUGAAACGGGUCAAUUUCUACGUACCAUAUUCGAAGUAAGACAAAACUCAAUACAGACGUGUGCUGAAAUCUUGUUGUUGAUUAACGUUUAUAAUUCUUUAGCAUUUUUAAAAUUAAUGUUUUAAAAGUUUUAAAAGUAAAAUAAUAAUGUUUUAUAAAUGCUGUCCAUAUCUGAAUCAUAACCUAGCCCCAAAAAAGUAACGGAGUAAAUUUUUAUAAAGUCCGCUUUGUUCGAUUUCAUCAUCAUCAUCUUAAAUAUGCAAGACCGAAAAUUUUCAGCCUCUCCUGUUGAAACAAUGUCCAACUCCAACGCCGACGACGACGAGCCACCCAAAAAAUACACUCCUACGCAGCCGUCGCUUUCUUCACUGCCUGACGACAUCGUUUUGAGAUGCUUGGUCCGCGUCCCAAGAAGCUAUCACCUAAACAUCUCAUGGGUCUCAAAAGACCUAAGAUCCCUUGUUCGCUCGCCUGAGUUCAACGUCUUGCGAUCCAGCCUCCCCAAGAGCUCACUCUAUGUAUGUUUGGAAGAAGAUGAUGAUGACGACAACUCAUCCUUCCACUGGUUUACUCUGAACGAAACAUCAACAACGGAGUAUGGGUUAGUUCCGAAUCCAACUACCUUCCCUCCUCAUAAAUACGGUUCUUCAACCGUUGCAGUGGGGUCAAAGAUCUUCUUCGUUGGUGGAUCUAUAGAACCUUUCACUGAUCUGUGGAUCCUUGAUACCCGAACUGGGAGCAUCACACAAGGACCAAGCAUGAGCGUGCCUCGAAGACAGCGCAACGCAGCUGUGGAAGUGAUCAACAGGAAGAUUUACGUACUCGGAGGCGAACCAUACAUCGACGGAUGGUUGUUUCAUCAAGUCGAAGUUUUUGAUCCAGAAUCGAAAACUUGGGAGGUUGCGGGGAUAGAGGACGCGCGUAAGAUUUCAAACUGUAGUGCCACGGUGGAGGAGAAGGUGUACAUGGUGGAUUACGAGAAGACAAGUGUGUACACAAUCCGAGAGGGUGGAGGAGGAGAACGGUUGGUUCAGAUGGUAAGCCAGAGACUCUCGGAAGGUGGUGGAAGCAAGGAUAAGUUAAAUGACAUGGCGCAUUGGGUGUGUGUGGUGGAGGAUGUUCUCUUUGCUUUCUUUAACAAAACUGGUUUGAUGUGGUUCGAUACAACGCUUAAUGUGUGGAGAACUUUGUUUGGUCGUGAUGGGAAGGAACUAACGUUUAUCUUAGAUGCGGGUGCCAUGGCGGAAUACGAGGGAAGGCUUGUGGUUUUGUAUAUGGGGGGAUGAAGAUAUAUUUGAUGUCCCCGUUACUCAAGAGUGUUCGGUGUAUGUUUGUCUCACUGGACAGAGCUGGAGAAAAGAUUUGUAGGACAAUCGAUUGGUCUGGUACUGUGGCUACAGUCUCAUAUAUGUUUCGUUUUCUUCAUUGUUUAGCUGUUUCCCAUUGACUGAUCACAGUAUAUGUGUUCUUGAAGCAAUUUGUUUUGAUUUUUUUUUUGUUCAA
This is a messenger RNA of Brassica napus (rape), 1830 nucleotides long. RefSeq names its product F-box/kelch-repeat protein At2g22050. Lineage: Eukaryota; Viridiplantae; Streptophyta; Magnoliopsida; Brassicales; Brassicaceae. Gene Ontology annotation, molecular function: protein binding. The record is from RefSeq and is a predicted model, not a curated record.